Polyodon spathula (Mississippi paddlefish) is the source of this 1662-nucleotide messenger RNA. RefSeq names its product TRAF-interacting protein with FHA domain-containing protein A-like. Bases 197 to 772 code for a protein of 191 amino acids. Gene Ontology annotation, biological process: canonical NF-kappaB signal transduction. Gene Ontology annotation, molecular function: protein binding. The transcript has 2 exons. The record is from RefSeq and is a predicted model, not a curated record. Lineage: Eukaryota; Metazoa; Chordata; Actinopteri; Acipenseriformes; Polyodontidae.
AAGCUUACUCUGACCUACUUCAAAAGGAGGGAGAGUACAGUGUUAGCUAUUGAAGCGUUGCAUGCAAUCUGCUUGUUGCGUUGAAACGAUUUAAUACGCCAUUGCCUUUGGAAGAGUGGCACUUAUAUUUUGGAGACCUUUAUCAUCUCAUCAUUUGAAAGGAUCCGAAGAACAAGAACAAAAAAAAGCUGUGGAGAUGCACAACAUGGAUGACAUUGAAACAGAGGAGAUAUUAACCUGCCUCCGAAUAACCGCUCAUCAUCCACUGCACGAAAUCCAAAACGUGUUUCAGCUGAUCAACUUUAACAAGAAAGAGAAACACCUGGCAGAAAAUCCCCUCAAAAUCGGCCGCGACACAAAUUCAUGCCACAUUUCAUUAUAUGAUCGGCGGGUUUCCCGGGUCCAGUUUAGUAUUCAGGCUUUCCGACACUUCAACAGCUCACAACUGUUCUUUGAAAUCCAAAACCUGAGCAGAAGAGGAAAGCUGAUAGUAAAUAAUAUAGAACUUGAAUACCUCAAUAAGGUUGAAUUGCCAAAAAAAGCCCUUGUGAGGUUUGCAGAAUUCCAGUUCUUGGUGGAAAAGGAAGAUGGAGAGUCAACAGAAAACUUUGAGACUUUCUUUGAGUUGGCUAGAGCACCAUGCCAGGAGGUACUCUAUGUACCUUCAAAGAGCCCAGUCCCAGAAACAGGGCUCCUGAUCAAUGAAUGCUCCAUUCCUCUGCACUGCAGCCUUCAAACUCCAGUGGAGAUGGAAGAGUGUGAACUAAAAUAGUUGAACAAUUAAGUACAAAACGAAUUAGCGUGUGGACUUUGUGUUUUAUAGCAAAUAAUCUUCUUAAUCUGACCUGUUGUGCACUUUCAUUCACUUUACAGGUGUUAAGUGUGUAGUUUUGAAAUGGCAAAUGUUAUAGCAAGCAUGUUUUUAUUUUCAAAUCUGAUAUCUGCUACUAUGCUAGGUUAAAGAGAAGACUGUCUUGCUUUCCAGAAAGUCUAUUCCUGCUUUACUUCAUAGGCCACGUCACUUAGGGAUCAAAGUAUGUUGGUCAUUAGGAGAAGCAGCUAUUUGGUUACUGGCAAGAGGAAAGACUGUAAUGUGACUUUUUCUAUCAUUUUAUUGCUCCAAUAAGGUUUAAGUGUAAACUGUUACAGACAAUGUGCAGGUAAGAUAGUAACAUACAUUUACUGUACGACUUACUGCUACCUUUUUAAAUUAAGUGUGUUGUUUUUUUGUUUUUUUUUCUUGUCUGUUAAGUUUGUUUCUGAAAGGUGAGGGACAGAAGUAUAGGCUAGGGUCAGACACAAUGCUGGCAGUACUCGUAACUCUGCAAGCAAACCUCACUCCUGAACUGAACACCCCUGUUACUUAGUACCUUGCCCAUCCUGCCAGCAUUGCUGAGUUACCAGUAUGUGGUGCGUACUAACUGCUACAGGAAUUGGAGGCGAGUUAAAGAGACUAGUGAGGUACAGCACUCCAUCCCCCAUUACAAAGCUUGUGCUGUAUGUAAAUAACUUGCCUGGUGUUUAGCAUUUAGCAAUAACGUCUCCUUCCUGGCUGUCCUUGGUUUCAAUGUUAAUGUAAUAUCAAUGUAUUUAUAUGUUUUGUAUUUUUAUUUAAAAAGAGCAACCAUUGUGGAUUGUUUCUCUACCUGCAUGUAAACAAAU